CUCGUAGCGAUGUUUCAGUGGCCAUGGGCUGCCUAGUGCGUUGCUGUAGCGGUGGUCGUUUGUGUGUUGGAUUACGUGCGUUAAGUUAUAAUGGUCACUUAUUAUUUACCAUGACUUGCGUCUAACAAUGAAGGACAUUUCGCACGGUACCGGUGUGCUUACCUUUGUAACCAUAGAGCAAAGACAUAAGCACAUACCAGUGUGCGUGAGGCGUUAUAUGGUGAUGUAAAAGUCCACAGCUGCAACUAUUUGCUUAAUGGUGCGAUCAAUGAUUUUUUUAAAAUAAAAAUCCUGUCGCUUAAUUGAAAGUACGCCUAUCUGAUCUGCUGUUUAUCCCUGUGCUCAUUUCAAUCGUGCGUGAACGAACUCUUAAAAACUGCAAGAUCGGCUGAGCACAUUGAUAUUAGAUCUGCUUCAGUGGAAAACUUAUGUAUUUGAUCACACCUACAUGAAACAAUCCAGCAACAGGUGCUCAGCUACGAUCAACAAUGUGUCACGUCAUUCUUCAAAGGUAGGUCCGAUAAACGCUCGACCAGUUUUACAACACGCGACGUCCUUGCACUUUGGCCGCUGUGAAUCUUCAGGAUUCGUGCUCAGUGAUUUAUAUCCUCUCGGAAUAGCUGCCAGUGCGUAAAAUGAUUCUGCAAAAUGGGCUGCGGCAGCUCCAACACGUCUACCGGACCAGUCGGCGAGUUGGAGAAACCGCCCCGUCCCAGUGCAUUCCAGGACGUCAGUGGUGACGACAGGCAACGGGAGAAUCAUGGAGGCAAAACCAGUGGAGACGUCGAGGAUGGAGGCACGGGUCGCACCGACCAGAGUGCCACCCGUCCUGCGCCGUUGCUGCAAACAGGGAUCAGCCUCAGCGAGAACGGUAAGGUCGGAGUCUCUAACCCCCUCGAGAGCCGGACGGUUGGUGAGAGGGAGCAAAAAUCAGGCCUUGGCCGUCACCCGGCAGUGGGUAUUAACACGACGGACUCAGCCUCUUUGAAAAAGCGAGAUGCAUAUACAGAAAACACAUCACAUCUUCUGCCGACAAACAGAGGCAAGCAGGGUGGCUCAUAUCCGAGACUUAAACCAACAGAAGAAAAAUUAGGCACUGGCUCGGACCAUUCCACUCCCCCUGAAUCUCAGGAAUGCCACGGAACAGAUAGUCCUAGUAUGCCCCCUAAUGAGGACCAAAUACCAAGGCCCGAGGCUGAGGAAACAGAAGGCGGUGGCUAUAUUAACAACUUUAAUGAAAUCAUCGAUGAACCUCUCACGGGAACAGGCAAUGAAUCGGACCCAAAGCAAACAGAGUCUACCUCAUCCAAACCUGCUGCGGUGACAGUCAGUGAAAACUUCACUCAGGUGAAUCUAACCUCAGACGAGAUUGAUUUGCCGGGGCCACAAGAUCCUUGGCAACAGGACAACGAGGUCUUGCUUAACGAUACUGCACCUGUCAUCGAAGAAAACGCUGGCAACCUGAACUCCCUAAUCGCAACGAAGCUGGAUGUCCCUAGGAGUGAACCUCGUCCAAGAGAGAUUGCACCUUCUGACGUUGUUACAGAAUACGACAGCCGGGAUAAUAAUGCGAACCUCACUUCACACAACAAUUCAUCAAACUCGAAACACACACCCAGUGUCGAUCUCAAGACCAUUACAAAAGAAACGCAGGGAGUGAUUCCGGAAGAUGGGGCCGAGCCUCCCUCACUCCCUCCCUUGCAAGAAUCGAUACUGGAUCGUGUGAGGGGCGAGGCCCUGGAGACGCACAAUAUCUACCGGGCGAGGCACGGAGUACCGCCCCUCGUCCUGAACGACCAGAUCAACGCGUACUCCCAAAAGUGGGCCGAAAAGAUGGCGUCCACGCGAAAGUUUGAACAUAGCCCGAGUAAGAGCAGGUCCAACUACGGUGAAAAUAUAUACUACUCUGGCUCAACACAUUUCAGUGUCCACGAGGUCAAAGGCGGUACUUCCAUCACAGCAUUUUACAAUGAAAUCAAAGACUAUGACUACAAGCGGCCCGGAGAACGGAAAAGGAACGGCGGGCAGAUAGGUCACUUCACACAAGUUAUUUGGAAGGAUUCAAAGGAGCUGGGCGUUGGCAUGACAACCACCAAAAAGGGAGAUAUGGGCUACGUGUACGUCUGCUGCAACUACGGUCCUCCAGGCAACGUGAUUGGACGCUUCGAGCAAAACGUCCCACUACCGAUUACAGAUGGCCCAAUCGCACCGAAGAUGACAAGCAGAGACGGCGGCGAGAACGUAGCGGGCCAAAGCAGCAAUCGAUCGGCGGACGGGGCCGGGGCACCACCGCUGCCUUCAGGGAAAGAGACGCCGCUCCAGCGGGUCAGGAGGGAGAUGCUGUGGGCACACAACGUGAGCCGAGGGAAGCACGACUUGGCCCCUCUGACCUUGGAUGCCAAGCUUAACAAGCACGCCCAGCAGUGGGCGACGAAGAUGGCCAACACGAAGAAAUUCGAGCUCAGCCCGAGAGGCGACCGGCCCGGCUACGGGGAGAACAUUUUCAUGGCCGGUUCGUACAAUUUUGACAUCUCGAACGUCAAAGGCGUUGAGGUAGCGGCAUUUUUCUGCGAUGAAACAGCGAAAGACGGAAACAUGGGCCGCUUCACAAACCGGUGGAAUGCAAUCUCGACCUGCACGACUGAGCUUGCUUGGAAAACUUCCCAGCAACUCGGCGUCGGCAUGGCAACCACAAAGAAGGGGAAGAUGGAGUAUGUCUACGUCUGCUGCAGCUACAGUUGAUCAACGGAAACUUGUUUUUACGGAUUUUAAAAUAAUUAUAAGUCUAUUUUGAACUGUUUAUUUCUCAAAUCUCAGGUACAAUGACAACUGAAAAUACAAUACAUGUAGAACUAUGGAAAGGGUCCAAGUCCUCAGUUUGGCCCAAUUGAGUGAACUAUGUGCAGGCGUUGCUUUCAUUUAGGUCCAUCAUGUGUCAAAAUUGGACCAAUAAAGUGGUCAUAUCUGUGUCAAAGUUGGACCCNUUAAAGUGGUCCUAUCCCACUCGGUACGUAUAGGGUGUGGAUAAUACAAGACUGGCUGAAGUCCAGGGCGGUUUUUUCUCCCUCCAAAUCGUUUUUCUCGUGGAUUUGGCCUCUUUUAUGCGGAAGUUCUGUUUUCUUAAAUGCAUGCCCAACUUUCGUAAACGUUACUUUGGGGGAAAAAAAAGUAAAUGUUACUCUGAAAAAAAAAUGGAAAAAAGAGCCAAAAUCAGACUACACUAGUCAGUCAACCCAAAUGCAUUCAUGAUAUCAAUGUCAGGUGUUAUAAUUGCCGUUUUUGUGCAAUAAGAGCAAGUUUUAAAGACUUUAUACCAACUUCAUGCUAAUAUUUUGGGUUUGGGCAGUAAAGCGGAUGGGUGCUUCGAUCCAAAGGGCCCCAAUGCUUGAGGGCAUGCACGUAAAAGUGACGUUCAUUCGAUGGAUAUUUGUGAAAAGUAACAACAAUAAAACAACGUGUUCCUCAAAAUCAAAAAGUCCUGAUCGUCAUAGAUACUUGUUUCCAUUUUGCAAGAUUAAAAAUUAUUUUUGAUUCUCGUGAUCAAGCCAAUAAUCCGGUGAUAAAAAGGACGAAGAGGGUCCGUGGAAGUACAUGUGAUCAGAUUCGGUAAUGGAAACAACUGUUUCAAACCAAGAGGGUGGUUGGAGAA
Acanthaster planci (crown-of-thorns starfish) is the source of this 3649-nucleotide messenger RNA. RefSeq lists its product as uncharacterized. The record is from RefSeq and is a predicted model, not a curated record. Lineage: Eukaryota; Metazoa; Echinodermata; Asteroidea; Valvatida; Acanthasteridae. Gene Ontology annotation, cellular component: extracellular region.